AUGACUAUGAAAAAUCAUUCCCUGACAACUGAAUUUAUCCUCAUAGGAUUUACAGAUCACCCAGUGCUGAAGACCCUUCUGUUUUUGCUGUUCUUUGUCAUCUAUGUGAUUACCAUGGUGGGGAAUCUUGGCCUGGUAGUACUGAUUUUUAUGGAACGUCGUCUUCAUACACCAAUGUACAUCUUCCUGGGCAACCUUGCUCUGAUGGAUUCCUGUUGUUUCUGUGCUAUCACACCCAAGAUGUUAGAGAACUUCUUCUCUAAGGACAGGAUGAUAUCCCUCUAUGAAUGCAUGGCCCAGUUUUAUUUUCUCUGUCUGGCUGAAACUGCAGAUUGCUUUCUCCUAGCAGCAAUGGCCUAUGAUCGCUAUGUGGCCAUAUGUAGCCCACUGCAGUACCACACCAUGAUGUCAAAGAAACUCUGUGUUCAGAUGACUAUAGGGACCUUCAUAGCUAGUAACCUGCAUUCCAUGAUCCAUGUAGGGUUUCUGUUAAGGUUAACUUUCUGCAGAUCUAAUCAAAUCGACCACUUUUUUUGUGAUAUUCUUCCAUUAUACAGACUUUCCUGUACUGACCCUUAUAUCAAUGAACUAAUGAUAUACAUUUUUUCAAUGCCAAUUCAAAUCUUUACCAUUGGCACUGUAUUGAUCUCUUAUUUUUGCAUCCUCUUCACAAUUUUCAGAAUGAAAUCCAAAGAAGGGAGAGGUAAAGCAUUUUCAACUUGUGCAUCCCAUUUUCUAUCUGUUUCAAUAUUCUACAUUUGUCUGCUCAUGUAUAUUCGACCAUUUGAAGAAGGGGAUAAAGAUAUACCAGUAGCAAUUUUUUAUACAAUUAUAAUACCUUUAUUAAAUCCUUUUAUUUAUAGCCUGAGGAAUAAGGAGGUGAUCAAUGUUCUGGAAAAAAUUAUGAGGAAUUACAAUAUUCUUAAACAAGCAUCAUCCUCUGUGCAAAACUGA
Molecule: messenger RNA, 954 nt
Organism: Condylura cristata (star-nosed mole)
Lineage: Eukaryota; Metazoa; Chordata; Mammalia; Eulipotyphla; Talpidae
Product: olfactory receptor Olfr180
Exons: 1
Coding region: 1-954 (317 amino acids)
Biological process (GO): sensory perception of smell; G protein-coupled receptor signaling pathway
Cellular component (GO): membrane
Molecular function (GO): G protein-coupled receptor activity; olfactory receptor activity; odorant binding
Source: RefSeq, a predicted model, not a curated record